UAACGGUCUGUGUAGUUCAAAUUGUGAUAUUUGUUGCCAACUGGAGGAUUUUCAGCUGGUGAAACCACCGCCUUCUCCAUUGCCUCUUUUCACUCUUAUACAUGGCUGUUUGUACGCUCAUUGAUUUCGUGACUAGUACUCUGGCAUCCCACUUAUGGAAUCCUGUGAUUACACGCAUGAGAUAUUUAUUAGAAAAGGAAGAGAAUAUUGGCAAGCUGGACAGCACAAUAAAGAAUCUAGAAGCCAGGAAACAGGAAAUCCAAAUUCGUCUUAUGAACUCUGAAAGGAAGCAAGAAACAUGUAAUCCUGAAGUCGUAGAAUGGCUAGAAAAGGUGGCAGCAAUAGAAAGUGAAGUGAUUGAGAUGAAACACGGGCACAGGAAGAGAAGGGCACAGUCUUUCAGUUAUUGGUCAGAUUAUGAAACUGGUAUGCAGGCCGCCAAGAAACUCAAGGAAGCUGAGAGGUUGCAUGAAAAGGGAUCGUUCAAACAAGUUUCCAUUGAGAUUCCGCCAUGUUUUGUGCAAGAAAUGCCCACUGUACAUCCAACACAAGGAACAGACUGUAACUUGACCAGAGUUCUCCAGUACCUGAAGGAUGACAGAGUUGGAAUUGUUGGGUUAUGGGGAAUGGGAGGAGUUGGUAAGACCACUUUGCUCAGGAAAAUCAACAAUCAUUUCUUGGAUGUAAUCGAAGAAGCCUAUGGAUAUGACCUUGUUAUUUAUGCUAUAGCCUCCAAGGCGUGUGGAAUAGGGCAGCUUCAAGCAGACAUAUCUGAAAAGAUUGGACUCUUCCAGAAGCCAGGUUCUAGCAUUGAAACUCGGGCAUCAAUCAUGUUAAGUUUCUUGAGGCGGAAGAAGUUCUUGCUCCUGCUAGAUGAUUUAUGGAAUUAUUUGGAUCUAGCAGAAGUCGGUAUUCCAUAUCCUAAUGGCCUGAAUAAACAGAAGGUAGUUCUGGCAACACGUUACGAGAGUGUUUGUGGACAUAUGGAAGCUCACCGUGUGGUCUUUCUGGAAUGCUUGGACCCAGAGAAAGCUUGGAACUUGUUCAAAGAAAAAGCAAAAGAAGGAGUCAUUAAUUCAGAUCCUAGGAUUGAAAAGUUAGCAUAUGAAGUUGCAGAAGAAUGUGGUGGCUUGCCCCUUGCUCUUGUAACUAUUGGCCGUGCAAUGUCUACAAAGAAAACUUGUCAUGAGUGGGCACUUGCUUUGUCAUUUCUGAAGAAGUCUCGCAUUCAUGAGAUCCCAAAUAUGGGGAAUGUUAGCAACAUAUACACUAGGCUAAAGAUAAGUUACGAUUAUCUGCAGGAUAAACAGAUCAAAGAAUGCUUCUUAUGUUGUUCUUUGUGGCCCGAAGAUUACUCAAUUUGGAAAGUUGAACUCAUAGACUGUUGGAUAGGGAUGGGUUUGAUAGAGUAUGAUACUAUGGAGGAAGCAUACGACAAAGGUUACUCCAUUAUUGAAUACUUGAAGAAUGCAUGCUUAUUGGAGACCAGUUACCUAGAAGAUGAGGUGAGAGUGCAUGACAUCAUCAGAGACAUGUCACUUUGGAUAUCUUCUGAUUGCACUGAAGGGCACAUGAAAUGCACUGUUCAAGCAGGGGUAGGACUUCAUAACAUUUCUAACAGGGACAUCGAAACAUUUAGGUCAGCCAGCAAGAUAUCACUCAUGUGCAAUUAUAUCACUCAAUUUCCUCAGGCCAUGAACUGUCCAAACCUGCAAUUUCUUUCACUACAGCAAAACUUUCGGCUGAAGGUGAUGCCACCUUCUUUUUUAAAGAGCAUUUUAUCUGUGACCUACUUGGAUUUUUCUUGGGUUCCCAUCAGGGAACUUCCAGAAGAGAUUGGCACACUGGUUGAACUCCAGUAUCUCAAACUAAUGCAAACACACAUUAAACUAUUGCCUAGAGCUAUUGGGAAACUAAGAAAGCUGAGGUUCUUGGACUUGAGCUAUAUGGAUUUCUUGGAGAAGAUACCUUAUGGUGUUCUUACAAAUUUGUCAAUGCUAAAAGUGUUAAACCUAUAUGGUAGCAGGUAUGCUGGCCACGAAGCAGAUUUAGAUUCAGGAAACCACAUGGAUUAUGAUGAGUUCAGAAUCGAAGAGUUAUCUUUCUUAACUAGAGAACUAAAAUCUCUAGGAAUAACAACAAAGAAAGUGACUACCCUGCAGAGACUUUUUGACAUACCUGGAAUCCACUUGAGAUGUCUUGGUUUAUAUGAAUUGGAUGGGGAGAGGUCUCUUACUCUCACUUUACCAGAAAGUAUCUUUGUUCUGAAUGUAAUGGGCUGUUUUGAUUUAAAGGACUUCGGUAUUACUAACAAGCCACAGUGUUAUGGAGAACGUCUUCCCCGGCUGGAGUUUCUCACUUUUUGGGAUCUUCCUGGACUUGAGAAGAUUAGUUUGGAUCAUCUUCAGAACCUUCGUGUCCUUACAGUGGGAAGAACUAAUCACCUGGUAGAUCUAUCCUGCAUUUUAAAUCUACCAUAUCUGGAGCAUUUGAAUGUGUCUUGCUGUGAUAACAUGAGGCAGCUAGUUGACAUACAUAAUUCUAUUGAUCCAGAAGUGCGAUAUGAAAUACCAGUGCAUGAAUUUCGUCAACUGAAAAUUUUGCAAUUAAAUUCAUUGCAAAGCUUGGAAAAAAUAUGUAAUUCUAAAUUGGACUUUCCUUCUUUGGAAUACAUUGAUAUAUUUGCUUGCCCGAAGAUGAAGAAACUGUAUUUUGGGAAAAUGGCUGAACUGAAGAGGAUCAGAGGGGAGAAAACAUGGUGGGAUAAUAUUGAGUGGGAUAAUGAAAGCAGUUCCUUGUCACUGUUUCCAUUUUUUAAAGCAUCAGAAACUUGUUCAGCAUCAUUAAGGCCAGAGUUAGAUACUACUCUGAUAUCCUCUUCACCAAAAGCUUUCUUCACCAAGAGGCAGCCCAUAUUGAAUUCAUCAGUACGGUUCACAUCUUAUCCUCAUGCAAUUUUUGAAACAGAGGAAUUUGAAGGGCGUUAGAAGAUGGAAUAGUUUCACCAAUAUCAUAUCAAUACUUCUCCAGAAGAACAUAUUGACUUUCUUUAGCUGUUCAGGAUCACAAGGUCUUGUUUGAAUAAGCUGGCUGUUCACUGGAUCCAUCGUGAUUGUUCAUGAAUCAUGACUUCCUGACUGAACAGGUAGGAUCUUGAAGAUCUCAGAUGUCUAGCCACAGCUCUUUGGCUCUCUGGACCGCGACGCAAACACCUGGAGUAAGAAGAUGGCGGUGCUAAGCCCAGCAUCUCCUCUGGACCUGAGCUGUUGGUCGCCGAUCCCAGGAUCCACUCCGCUGAAGAGGCUGAAACAGGUUGCGUGCGCUGAUGAUACGGCUCCCUGAUAUCUGAAGAUCUGAGCUAGGAUUGGCGUUUUAAGCUGUGAUGUAAUAAAAUUCGUUACUGAAACUUAAUGUUCUAGAUCCUCUAGGCUAGCUAGAGUUACUUUCAGUUGAACUUGGUGACAGUAAGACUACUCUGUUCUGUUUCGGUUUCAUUUUGAUGGAACCGGGGUGAACCCCUGUUGAUCUAAAGAAACAGGUAGGAUGCUUGAUCAGGACAAGCACUGCCAGAACCUAGAAAGCAACUGGGGAAGUGGAAAUUUGGGAACCUAGUAACUUUCAUUAGCUGCUCAUGGAUGUUUUUUGACACUACGCCAUUAUUCACUGGCUGGUCAAUCAAUUCUAUCAGUACAGGAUA
Messenger RNA from Lolium rigidum, 3697 nucleotides. Its product is annotated as disease resistance protein SUMM2-like. Gene Ontology annotation, molecular function: ATP hydrolysis activity; ADP binding. Bases 102 to 2987 code for a protein of 961 amino acids. Lineage: Eukaryota; Viridiplantae; Streptophyta; Magnoliopsida; Poales; Poaceae. The record is from RefSeq and is a predicted model, not a curated record. The transcript has 2 exons.